This is a messenger RNA of Nymphaea colorata (pocket water lily), 2340 nucleotides long. RefSeq lists its product as uncharacterized. The coding region runs from base 158 to 2077 and encodes 639 amino acids. The transcript has 8 exons. The record is from RefSeq and is a predicted model, not a curated record. Gene Ontology annotation, molecular function: ATP hydrolysis activity; zinc ion binding; ATP binding. Gene Ontology annotation, biological process: mitochondrion organization. NCBI's taxonomy places the organism in Eukaryota, Viridiplantae, Streptophyta, Magnoliopsida, Nymphaeales, Nymphaeaceae. Gene Ontology annotation, cellular component: mitochondrion.
UGGUGUGUGCUCAUUGAUUCUAUGCCCAGCUAACUCACGGCCUGGCGGGAACGGGGCGGCGAGGGGGUCGCGUUUUCUCGCUGCUGUUUUUCCCCUCCCCCGCGCUCAACCCCACACCGUCGUUGGCUUGAGGAAGGAAAUCUGGGUGGCAGCAGCCAUGUCCAAGGCGUGGGCUGCGGGCGUCUGUACUGCUCUUGCUUGUGCCUGCUCUUCCUCUUGGGUGGAUCACAUUGCGUAUGCAGACAGCUUCUUUCGUUUUCCUACCUUCACCUCUUUACCUUCUGAUGCAACUAGCGGCGACGCUUCUCAGCCUCGUGCGGACGAUGGUGCCACCGCCGCUAAGCAAAUUAGUACCAGCGAGCAGGCCGGCAGUGGAAGUGGAACUUCCUCUGGCUUCGAUCCUGAAUCACUGGAGAGAGGUGCCAAAGCGCUGCGAGAGAUCAACAGCUCUCCCUGUGCCAAGCAGGUCUUCGACAUCAUGAGGCGGCAGGAGGAUACUCGGCUUGCCGAAUUGGCGGUGGAGAAAGCUCACUUCCAGGCCAUGCAAUUCCUGUCCGACAUUGAUAAAGAAAAAAGAGUUGCUGAAGAGAAACGGAACCUAGUUCAACAGCAGGCACAAGCAAAGGCACAGACAGCACGCUACGAGGAUGAGUUGGCUAGAAAAAGGAUGCAGGCCGAUCAUGAGGUUCAGAGACGGCACAAUGUUGAAUUAGUCAAGAUGCAGGAAGAAUCCUCUCUGAGAAAAGAACAAGCCAGACGUGCCACCGAAGAACAGAUGCAAGCACAGCAACUGCAAACUGAAAAGGAAAAAGCAGAGAUAGAACGCGAGACGAUUCGAGUAAAAGCCAUGGCUGAGGCAGAAGCUAGGGCACAUGAAGCGAAACUGACCGAGGGUCAAAAUAGGAGGCUGCUAGUGGAACGGAUCAAUGGUGAACGCGAGAAGUGGAUUGCAGCCUUAAACACUACUUUUGGCCAUAUUGAAGGUGGCUUCAAAAUGUUGCUGACAGAUAGAAAUAAGCUAAUGCUUGCUAUUGGAGGAGCCACUGCUGUCGCUGCAGGAGUUUACACAACUAGAGAGGGAGCUAGAGUCAUUUGGGGCUACAUCAAUAGGAUACUGGGCCAGCCUUCACUUAUCCGUGAAUCAUCAAUGUCAAGAUUUCCAUGGGUACCUAAGUUUCUUUUCCAAGGCACAAACACAAUUUCUUUAACUGGAGUGAUGGCGAAGCCAGGGGGAAAUGGAAGCAACUUGGACAACAUUAUUUUGCAUCCUUCAUUAAAAAGGAGAAUUGAGCAACUUGCUCGAGCUACUGCAAACACCAGGUCUCAUCAAGCACCAUUUAGGAACAUGCUUUUCUAUGGACCUCCUGGGACUGGCAAAACUAUGGUUGCAAGGGAGAUGGCUCGAAAAUCGGGUUUGGAUUAUGCCAUGAUGACUGGUGGAGAUGUUGUACCAUUGGGUUCUCAAGCUGUCACAAAAAUCCACCAGUUGUUUGACUGGGCAAAGAAAUCAAAAAAAGGUCUACUGUUGUUUAUUGAUGAGGCAGAUGCAUUUUUAUGCGAGCGUAAUAGCACACACAUGAGUGAAGCACAGCGAAGUGCGCUGAACGCUUUGCUAUUCAGAACUGGAGAUCAAUCAAAGGAUAUUGUGCUUGUUCUUGCAACCAAUAGGCCAGGAGACCUGGAUGCUGCAAUCUCGGACAGAAUUGAUGAAGUUAUAGAAUUUCCUCUUCCUGGUGAACAGGAGCGUUUCAAGUUGCUGAAACUGUAUUUGGAUAAGUACAUUGUGAGUGGCGGCAGGACCGUAUCCAGAUGGUCUUCGUUCUUUGGGUCUAAUCAGCAACAGAUAUUAUUGAAGGAUAUCUCUGAAGAUGUGAUUCGUGAAGCAUCAAAUAAGACGGGAGGUUUUUCUGGUCGUGAAAUCGCAAAGCUCAUGGCGAGCAUCCAAGCAUCUGUAUAUGGGCGAAGAGACUGUACGCUUGACACUGAUCUAUUCCUUCAGGUCGUGGACUACAAAGCGAAGGAACAUGAACAGCGGAUAAAGCUUUCGCAUGAUGGAACUCACGAGUGUCCUACCUAGAGAUACCUGAGUGUGUAAAAGCAGGAACACUAAAACUGUCACUUCAGAAUUUUCCACCAUGGUGAAUGGUCAAUUGAGUCUUCCAAAUGGAGUUUCUAGGGGCUAGUUAGUCUUCACAUGGACAAUUGAAGUCUUGUCACCGAGGUUGGAAAACCAAGUUAAGGUAAUGCGUACGGGUGCAUCAUCCUUGUAUGUAUACAUACAACAGCUUGAUCCUGAUCUUCAGAUUGUUAAUGUUAUUUUUGGAAAACAAUUUAGGAACA